AUGAACGAAACCGGCGCAUUCCAUCCGAUCGCGUGCGAGUCCUGUCGCAACAAGAAGUCAAAGUGCGAUCGUGAACUCCCAGUCUGCUCGCAAUGUAUAUCUGCAGGAACCUCAUGUCGGUAUCCGCCGAUCAAUAAAAGAGGCAUCCCUUCGGGAUACAUAUCAUUCAUCGAACAGCGAUUACUCGAAACUGAGUUCGUCGUACUGGAGCUUCUUUCCACCAUCUACAGCUCCCAGGUACCGAUCGAAACGCAACGCCUUUCUGAUACAGAUCGUCGGGUGUUAGCAGAGAGUGUACAAAAGCAGGCUAAGUCGAGCAGGGUAGAGGAAUGGAAGCGUCAUCCUCUCAACACGGACGAGGAGCGUCUAUCUUGGUGGUCCAAAAGACAAGACAUUUUGACGAAGGGUGUCGAAGCAAACGCUAGCUAUAUCGCUCAAGUCAGCCCAGCAUCGACAGAGCCGUGGGUAACUGAGUCGAGUCCAGCAGUGCCACAGUAUGAGGAUCUACAACUAUCAGCCAUUGAGCGGUUGAACGUCCCCCCUGCACAGCAGCCUCAGCCAACGCGAUCUGCGUGGCAGGCAGUGCCAGAUAUAUCGGAAAACAUAGAACCAGUUUCGGUCACCCAAGGUCAGGUUCAGGACAUGGCGCUUGUUCCGCCGGUGAGGAAUUUCGCAAGCGAAGGGUACCACGAUGAUAGGUUGGAGCGUCCGGCACCUUCAGUACAGCACACCACGGCCCUCCACUCGCGGUCAUCAACCACGGAACAGUGGCGCAAGUAUUUCUGA
Alternaria postmessia is the source of this 786-nucleotide messenger RNA. RefSeq lists its product as uncharacterized. The record is from RefSeq and is a predicted model, not a curated record. The transcript is spliced from 4 exons. Gene Ontology annotation, biological process: regulation of DNA-templated transcription. Gene Ontology annotation, molecular function: DNA-binding transcription factor activity, RNA polymerase II-specific; zinc ion binding. Lineage: Eukaryota; Fungi; Ascomycota; Dothideomycetes; Pleosporales; Pleosporaceae. Bases 1 to 786 code for a protein of 261 amino acids.